UCUGGGAUAUUUUAUUACUUCUCUAUACUUGGCAGUCUUUUUCUGCGAUUUCCCCAUUUUCUUCACUGAGACUGGACUUUGAUUACUUUUAGGGUAAACUUUCCGCAAAGGAGACCUUUGCAAAGAGCUUUCGAAUAGUAAAGGUGCUUGUGGUCUUUGUUCGUUAUUUGGAUCGGUUGAGUUUCUUUGUUGGAGCGAAAGCAUGGGAGCGCAGUUCUCCAAGACAGCUGCAAAAGGCGAAACCGCGGCUGAAAAGCCCGGGGAGGCUGCCGCAUCACCUUCCAAGUCAAAUGGACAGGAAAAUGGCCAUGUCAAAGUGAAUGGAGAUGCCUCUCCUGCCGCAGCUGAGGCUGAAAAAGAGGAAGUCCAGGCUAAUGGCAGCGCUACUGCUGAGGAGGCUCCAAAAGAGGAGGCAGAGAAGGCAGAGGCUGCACCUGCAGAGAAGGAGGGAGACGUGAGUGAGAAGGAGAAUGCUGAGACUGCCUCUCCUGCUCCUGAAGGUGAAGGUGCUGCCAAGGCAGAGGAGAACGCCACACCUACAACUAGCAACGAAACCCCCAAAAAGAAAAAGAAGCGUUUCUCCUUCAAAAAGUCCUUUAAACUCAGUGGCUUCUCCUUUAAGGGCCCUGCAAAGAAGGCUGGAGAGGGCGGUGAAAAUGAGGAGGCUGCUGCCUCAGCAGAGGGAACAGAGGCCGCCGCAGGAGACGAGGCCAAACCCGCUACCGAGGAGGCCGCACCUGCCGCUGCUACAGAAGAGGCAAAGGAUGCAGCAAGCCCCACAGAAACCAAGACUGAGGAGCGUUUCUCAAUCAAAAAAUCCUUCAAGCUGAAGGGCUUUGGCUUUAAGGGCUCCAAAAAGGAGACCGGAGAGGGCGCUGAGAACGAGGAGGCCGCAGCCUCCACAGAGGAGGCCAAAGCAGAGGGCGCAGAGGCGGCCACAGGAGAGGAGGCCAAACCUGCCGCCGAGGAGGCCGCGCCAGCCGCUGCCACCACAGAGGAGGCUAAGGAUACAGCAAGCCCGACAGAGGCCAAGCCCGAGGAGACAGCAGAGAAACCCGCCGAGGAGGCCAAAGCUGCCGCCUCUCCAGCUGCAGAGGAGCCAAAGCCAGAGGAGAAACCUGCACCCGAAGUCAAAGCCGCUGAACAGGAACCCCCCAAAGCAGAGGAGGCAGCACCUGCAGCCCAGGAGGCCGCAUCCAGUCCAGAGGCCCCCGCUGCGGAGGCUGCAGAGUAAAGGUCCAAAUCACAAAAAAAAAACCAACAUGGAAGAAAUUUAAAAAGGAGAGAAAAGAUAAUCAAAGAACAUCUCCCUGUUUGUAUGUUGGAGUGGUGCCAGUUCCUGGCUUUGGAGAACUUGUCUACAACCAGGGAUGUUUUAAAGCUUUU
Messenger RNA from Chanos chanos (milkfish), 1386 nucleotides. It is a transcript of the gene marcksa, whose product is annotated as myristoylated alanine-rich protein kinase C substrate a. The record is from RefSeq and is a predicted model, not a curated record. Gene Ontology annotation, cellular component: actin filament bundle; plasma membrane; cytoplasm. Lineage: Eukaryota; Metazoa; Chordata; Actinopteri; Gonorynchiformes; Chanidae. The coding region runs from base 203 to 1234 and encodes 343 amino acids. Gene Ontology annotation, biological process: actin filament organization; central nervous system development. The transcript is spliced from 2 exons. Gene Ontology annotation, molecular function: actin filament binding; calmodulin binding.